This is a messenger RNA of Paramecium sonneborni, 1631 nucleotides long. The record is from the annotation of a GenBank genome assembly. NCBI's taxonomy places the organism in Eukaryota, Ciliophora, Oligohymenophorea, Peniculida, Parameciidae.
AUGAAUUAACAAUUAGAUGACUCAAAAGAAAGUGUUGAAUCUCAAUCAAUGGAAAGAUACUUACAAGCAGAAUCAGUAGGUAAUUCUCUCUCUCCUCAGAGAAUGGUUUAAACAUCAAGGAAUCCUUAAGUUGGAGGAUCAAUAUUGAAAUUACAAAAUGGAAAAUAUAGUAAUCCGUAAAAUGUCUUCAAGGACGCCCUAAAUAAAAAAAAAACAGAAUUGCAUAAAAAAUCAUAAAAAUCUGUAGUAGAGGUUUCUAAAUGUGAAAAAGUUAUUAUAUAGAAACAACCAAAAAGUAUUAAAAUUAUAAAUUUAGAAAUGGAUAAAGUAUAAUAAAACAUAAAAAAUAUAUAAAUCAAAGCAGAAGAAGUGAAAAAAAAGAGAGAUGAGGAAAAAUAAAAAGAUGAAAAAUUGAAAUAAAGUAAAGUUGAACAUGCAAAAGAAGAUGUAGAUGAGGGUAAUUUAAUGAAUAUAAUUUUAGUAUUUUAAGAGACAGUAAACAGAUUAUAUAACUAUGAAAAAUAGAGAUUGAAGCAAUUAAAUAAAAUGAAGGAAGAGGAAAAAAAUAAGGAAAAAUAAAUUAUGAGUGCAAGACCUAUGAUAAAUGAAAAGAGUUGUAAAAUGCUAGAAAGAAAAUUAAAAUAACUUAUAAAUGAAGAGGAAGACUAUAAAAUGAUAUAUUAGUUUAAGGAUGCAGAUAUUUAGGUUGACCUUUUGCCUAAUUUACCUAAAUUAAAAGAUUACCUCUAAAUUAAGUAACAUAUCAUAAAUAUUUAUAAAUAGUGCUAAAAAGUCAAUGAAUGUUUGUUAAGAUAUUUAAAUAAUUAAGGAAGAAGUAAUAAUGGAAUAAAUCGAUCCUGCUGAAGAUGUCUAAUAUAAAUAAGGUUAAUGUCAUGCAAUUGUAUAAACUAAUGAGAUAAAAUAUAAAAUUGGAGAUACCAUUAAAAAAUAAGAAUAAUAAACUAUUUAAUAAUAGUAAACAACUUAAUUUGCAACCCAAGAUACUCCAAAUAAAAAGGUACAAAAUUAAAGACAAAAACGUUUAGAGUUUAUGGAAGGGUAAGGAUAGAGGAUGAAAACUGAAUGUUAAUAUUAUGUCCCACUUCAUAUUCGUUAAUAAAAAGUUAUUUAAAAAAAAGAAGAAUGGGUUAAGUCCUAAAUUGAACAAAAAAAAUAGAAGGAGGAAGAAUGUAUAAGAGCAGAAUAAGAAUAGUGGGAAAUGGAAAAAUAAAAGUGGUCUAAAAAGAAGGAUUAAAAUAAAUCAAUGUAAUAAGAAAUUAAUGUUGAAGAAUUUGCUAAUUCAUAAAUUAAUUGGUUAGAAAAAAGAAAUGAACAUAUUUUGACAGAACAAAUAAAAAAAGAUAAGGAUAUGCAAUCUUCAUUAACAUUUAGACCAUAAAUUCAAAAAAGAAAUAUUGAAAAUUACAAUACUGUCAAAGUUGAAGAUAGAUUACUCGAAUAUUAAUAAAAAAAACAAUAAAAUUUACAAAAACUUGAGAAUAAAUAUUUACCAACCUUUUAACCAAACAUUAAUUAAAAAACUGUAUUAAUUAUUUUAUAUUUAGAUGUUUACGAUGGAUUGGGCAUCAAAAAGUUUCAAUAAUACUUCUUUUAAUAAAUUAUGGUAAUGA